Molecule: messenger RNA, 1062 nt
Organism: Pangasianodon hypophthalmus (striped catfish)
Lineage: Eukaryota; Metazoa; Chordata; Actinopteri; Siluriformes; Pangasiidae
Product: D-aminoacyl-tRNA deacylase 2
Exons: 4
Coding region: 142-645 (167 amino acids)
Biological process (GO): tRNA metabolic process
Cellular component (GO): cytoplasm
Molecular function (GO): D-tyrosyl-tRNA(Tyr) deacylase activity
Source: RefSeq, a predicted model, not a curated record
ACGAGUUUUCAUAUAAAAAGGUUAAACUUGUAAGGAAGAAUCUGUACAAAGCUGCAAGAAAUCAAUAACUAAACACACGACUUGGGAGACGCGAAGGCGCAUUUUGAUGACGUAGGGCGGAAGUGACAACUACUUGGACGAAUGGCGAACGGACCUUCAGUAAACGCCCGAGUGCUUCUUCAGCAGUGUUUACAUGCAAAGCUUCAAGUGAAACCUGCAGAAGAGGACUCUGAGGCAGAAUGGGUCGAGAUUAAUCGUGGAAUGGUCAUCUACAUUUGCUUCUUCAAAGGUGCAACUGAAGAUAUGAUCCCCAAAAUGGUGAACACCCUCCUAAAUGUAAAGCUGUGUGAGACUGAAUCUGGGAAAUACACUUCAGUUGUUGAUCUGCCUGGCAGCGUCCUCAUUGUACCUCAGGCAACACUGGGAGGGAAAGCGAAGGGCAAAUGCAUGCAGUACCACUACAACAUUGGUAAAGAGGAUGGCCAGAAGCUCUACGUCAGUUUUGUCACUCACUGUGAAAAGGAGCUGAGUUCGUCCUCAAAAUGUACCGAGGCUGGCACAGAAGUCAAACAUGGGACCUACGGCAACAGACAAGUCCUGAAACUGGAUACGAAUGGACCAUAUACUCAUUUAAUGGAGUUUUGAGAACUGCCCCAGGAAGGCGCAAAAAUGGAGGAAAAUUGUGUCAGUGUUUGUAAUUAAUAAAUCAAAAAAUCAUUUAUCUUUGCUAUAGUUGGUGAUCCAUGUAUAGUUUUUUUGUGCCUUGUCACUCCAUUCAACUUAACAGGCACACAGGAGCCUUGAUUAGGAGUGGAUCUGUGGUUUCUUGUUGAAUCAGAAAGUUUGAUGUUCAUCAGUAACCAAAUCGAGUUAUCUUUCUUAGACCUGUUGGACCAAAAGAAAGCUGUAUUUUUGUAUAUUCUGAAAGACGAACAUCAUCUUAUCUUAUACCUUGACAAAGACUAAAUGCUGAGAUAUGAAAAUGGCAGUUGGUGUGAUUCUGGCCUGGUUAAUAUACAUGCAUAAUUCAUUUUCCUAGUAACAAUAAAGAUCCAAAAUGUG